Molecule: messenger RNA, 2936 nt
Organism: Tigriopus californicus
Lineage: Eukaryota; Metazoa; Arthropoda; Copepoda; Harpacticoida; Harpacticidae
Product: SET and MYND domain-containing protein 4-like
Exons: 3
Coding region: 236-2512 (758 amino acids)
Molecular function (GO): protein binding
Source: RefSeq, a predicted model, not a curated record
UGAGCCUGCCUGCCGUGCCUGAUCUGUCGGAGUGCCGUCGGACUGAUCGAAAUUCUCGUGGAAACUCAGAGCUUGAUAUUAAUAGUGGUGGCAUGCCUUCCUCCCGUUCCUCCAUACACAUCUCGCAUUGAUUCAAGUUCUUCUGUGUAUUCCUGGAGUGAUAGCCGUCCUCGACAUUGGCCUCCAUCGUGUUCAUGGCCAUGACAUCGCUACCUGAUCCCGGAAGACCGGGAGUAUGACCGCCUCGUCGUCUUCCGCCUCGUCCAACAUCACGCCUCCGGUCGCUUCAUCCGGCGGCGGGGCACUCAUGGCCUCGUCAGCCUCGUCAGCCUCGCCUCAGGGCCCUGGGGGCUCAUCGGGUGGGGGUUCACAGGCCGAUUUCGAGUCGUUCUAUCAUGGCGUGUGUUCCGAGCUCCAGAAUAAGGGCGAGGUCCAUUCCAUGAGCAAAUCCUUUGCUCUCUUGGGAUCAGAUGAGGAUCGGAUCCGGUUUUUGUUAGACAAGAACUUUGCCGGCACGCAUCUGAAAUUGGGCGGCACCGGGGGUGGAGGAGCCAGUAGUAAUGGGGGCGGGUCGUCGAGCUCGGCUUGGUGGCGGGAGUUCAAUUUCCGGCACAAGGAUCGGGCAGAAUCUCAGCGUUUGCGCAACUUGGGCAAUCAAGUGUACCAGAAGAAUAAACUGACCGAAGCCUUGGAGUACUAUACGCAAAGUGUGUGCUCCGCCCCUCAUCCACCCCCGCCCAAUUCGUUCCUGCUCCCUGGUACGGAGCCCGAGGAGAGCUUUCCGCAUGAAGAAUUGGCCUUGGGCUAUGCCAAUCGAUCGGCCGUGUUGUUCCAGAUGAAAGAGUACGACUUGUGCAUCCGCGAUAUCACCCGCGCCUUUGACAAUAGUUACCCCAAUAAUUUGAUGUACAAACUGUUUGAGCGAAAGGCUCGUUGCUCCAAGGCCUUGAAAGACUUUCCCCGAGCCUUGGAGAGUAUGAAGAGUGCCGAGAUGUGGAUGAAACACUCGACCUUGUCUGAGACCAAGAGCUCGAGCUUCAAGAAAGAAAUCAGUAAACAAGUGGAAUUCUUGGAAGACAAAGUGGCGCAAAUGAAGAUCUCCGACUUCACCGAGACGGCUGAGAAUCGCAAAGUCGUCACGGCUCCGCCCACAGUCUUGGAGCCGCCCAAGUUCUCGGCCGACGAGAGUAAAGAGUUGCCCGGAGCGCGGAAAGAGCUUCAGCUUGUCUACACCGAGGACAAAGGGCGUCAUGUCGUGGCGGCUGAAGACAUCAGUCCAGGAGAAAUCCUCAUCGUCGAGAAUCCAUAUUCUUCCAUCCUUUUGCCUGAAUAUUACUCAACCCAUUGUCAAACAUGCUUCCAUAGAACGAUUGCUCCCAUACCCUGCUGGUGCUGUGCAACUGUGCGAUUUUGCUGUGAUGAAUGCCGAACCGAGGCUUGGGAGCGGUUUCAUAAAGUGGAAUGCCAACAGUUGAAUCUCAUUCUCAACUCGGCCGUCGGGAAAAAUGCCAUGCUAGCCUUCCGAAUCCUGACUUCGUCAGGCAAGAUCUAUUUGGAAUAUGUCAUCAACAAGGUUCACGAAGAGAAUGAGAGUCGUAAAAAGUCUAAAGAUGGCGGAGAACGCGCCUUGGGCUUCAACGAGGACUUGAUCUACGAUCCGGCGGAUUACCGAACCAUUUUCUCUUUGAUUGCCAACACCAAACAUCGCGGGGUGGGCGAUCUGUUCAAGCGAUCACUCAUGGCCGUGUACCUUCUCAAGGUAUUGGAGAUGACGCCUUUCUUCUACAACGGAGGGUCCGAUCCCCGAAACGUCAAGUUACAGGACAAGGUCGGCAUGGGAGCGGUCAUUCUGAAGCAUCUCCAGAAUCUGCCGUGCAACGCCCACGAAAUAUCCGAAAUGGAGCUCACAGGCGGUAGUAAUGCCCGAGACUCGACCGUUCACGAGAUCGGCGCCGCCAGCUACGGGAUUCUGAGUCUUUUGAAUCACUCCUGUGAUCCCAAUGUGGUGCGCCACUACUACAGCAACAAUGCCGUAGUACGAGCCAUCCGAACCAUUCGGAAAGGUGAAGAGCUCUUGGACAACUACGGCUACCAUUAUGCCGUGAUGCCCAAGGAGGAGCGACAGAGGAAGCUGCACAAUCAAUACUACUUCCAUUGCGCUUGCUUUGCAUGCUCUCAAAAUUGGCCCGUGUACACUAGUCUGAAUGUGAGCCCCGCUCCUCUGCCGACGUUGAGCCCGUCCGAGCAGAAAACGGCCAUUCAAGAGCUCCAAAAGUCAUCCAAGCUCUACAAGAAGUCCUUUGAGAAUGUGCUUCAAGGGAACUUCCAGGACGCGUUGCCCAUUCUAUUGGAACACUUGCGGUUCUUGGAUCAGUUCAUCGCCCGACCCUUUCGAGAAUACAACGAUUGCCAGGAGGCCAUCAAACAGUGCUAUAGCGCCACGGCCAAUUGCUAUAGGACGAAGGCAUCGGGUAAUAGUGGCAAUAAGAAGGAAAAAGAUGCCAUAGUAUAGAGAAGAAGGAGAACAGUCCCUGAAUUGGGGCCCUCGGACAAGUGCUCGGAGUCCUCGGAGCGAGCCAGAUUGGGGUUGGAAAUUUUGAUCUGGAUCUGAUUGUUGACUGCCAUUUGGCAACUGAUUUUUUUUUGUCCAAGACAAUCCUCAAAUCAACACAGUAAUAAGAAAAUAACGGUAAAUAAUAAGGAUAAUACCAGGGUGAGUGACAAGAACACUCACUUUCAUUGCCACAGUACUAAUCUAGUGUCGAAAAAGUACUCUCCUCGGAUAAGGUGAGAAUCCACACAAUCAGCAGCAUAAAAAUUACACACCUAUAAGAAAGCGAUAUUGUAAUUUAUCCUCCCUCAAUUUUAUAAAUACAUCCUGUCUAUCUCCGACGAACCUUGUUAGGAAUAAAUUUGAUUGUUUUGUGCCAUAUUAA